ACAACAUGGCCGGCAUGUGCACUUUUUUUUAUGUUUACAUCACAUUGUUUAGUUUUAUAUUCAUCAAAUCAUAUUCUUUUCGAGUUUUUACAGAUAGUGACAUAAAAAUGUACAGAGAAAAAGUUGUACAGAUGUUUCAUCAUGCAUAUGAUCAUUAUUUGAAGAGUGCUUUUCCUUACGAUGAACUUCAACCUAUAUCUUGCCGUGGAAUGGACACUUGGGGUAGUUUUUCCCUGACAUUAAUUGAUGCCCUUGAUACUUUAGCAGUGAUGAAAAAUUAUACUGAAUUCAGACGAGUUGUAAAUACUCUUCUUGCAACAGCUGAUUUCAAUGUUAACAUCAAUGUUUCUGUAUUUGAAACAAAUAUUCGUGUUGUUGGAGGAUUAUUAUCUGCUCAUUUGUUAUCAAAGAGAGCUGGUCUUGAUGUUGAUCCAGGUUGGCCAUGUUCUGGUCCAUUGUUGAAUCUUGCUGAGAAAGUUGCUCGCAAAUUGCUUCCAGCUUUCAAUACGAAAACUGGCAUGCCAUAUGGAACAGUCAAUUUGCUGUAUGGAGUUCCUCCUGGUGAAACACCUAUUACUUGUACUGCUGGAGUUUCUACCUUUAUAAUUGAGUUUGGUACAUUGAGCCAGCUAACUGGUGAUCCUGUAUUUGAGAAUGUGGCUGUGAAUGCUUUAAAUGCUUUGUGGCAAAGGCGAUCGCCAUUGGGAUUGGUAGGCAAUCAUAUCAAUGUCCAAGAUGGGAAGUGGACUGCCCUUGAUUCUGGUAUAGGUGGUGGUGUUGAUUCUUACUUUGAGUACUUAGUUAAAGGUGCAAUACUGUUUCAAGAGCCAAAAUUUAUGAAAAUGUUCAAAGAGUAUGAAAAAAUUAUUUCCAAAUAUAUGAAAAGAGAUGAUUGGUAUUUCUGGGUAAGCAUGAGCAGUGGCCAAGUUACUAUGCCUACCUUUCAGUCCCUUGAAGCAUUCUGGCCUGGUCUUCUGACUCUUGUAGGGGAUAUUCCGCAAGCUGUAAAAACUCUGUACAAUUAUCAUCAAGUGUGGAAGCAAUAUGGAUUUACACCAGAAAUAUAUGAUGUAUCUCACAGUCAUGCCAAACGGGAAAAUUAUCCACUUAGACCAGAAUUAAUUGAAAGUAUCAUGUAUUUAUAUUAUGCAACAAAAGAUCAACAUCUUCUGGAAAUUGGAGUUGAUAUACUUGAAUCCAUUGAACACAGUGCUCGGACAGACUGCGGCUAUGCCACAAUAAAAAAUGUAGUGGACCAUAAAAUUGAGGACCGGAUGGAAUCAUUUUUUCUUGCUGAAACAACUAAGUAUCUCUACCUCUUAUUUGAUCCAGAUAAUUUUAUUCAUAAUAAUGGAUCUUGUGGAGAAUUAAUACAAAUGUCUGGUGGAAACUGCAUAAUAGGAGCUGGUGGUUAUAUUUUCAAUACUGAAGCUCAUCCAAUUGAUGUUGGUGCUGUGUAUUGUUGCAGUGCAAAGCAUCAGGAUCAUCAGAUUUUACUGUAUGAAUUUCAAAAAAAAUUGGAUCUUCAUUCUCUUCUUGAAAUCCGUGACAUGGAUGACUUUUUCAAAGUCUUUAAGCAAAGUAAGAAGCAGAAGUAUAAAUCAGAGAAAAUCCUUAAAAAUGUAACAUCUAUUGAAAUUCUAAAUGGAACACAAACUACUGGGAUUGAUAAUAAUUCAGAAGACAUGCUUAGUACUGAAAAAAACAGUUUCUCAGUAUCUUUUAAUAAUAGUGUUAAUAAUAUAUUGCAUGACAGAAGUCAGAAUAGUAAUAGUACAUUUUAUAAUGAAGAAAUGACAAAUGAAAAUAUUACUAAUGUUAAUGCUGAAGUAACAAAAGAUAUAAGUGAUACAAAUAUUUCAUCCAGUGAUUUUAUACAUAGCAAUUCAACAUUGCUGUCAAAUACCACAUUUUCAGAGGAAUUAGAUGAUUUAGAGACUCAUAGUGAUAAUGAGCUUAAUUCAAAUUCCACUUUUAUAGUUCAUGAAAGCUCUGAAUCUUUAGAAAAUAGACAGUCAGAUGUGCUUGAUCAAGCAAGCUCCAACUUUGCAGUUUCUGACCCAAAUUUGACUAGUACUUCAGUUAUUCAUCAGAAAGUAGAUGAAAAAUCAAUCUCCUUAAGUUCCUCUGAUGACCUGUAUGAUAAAGAAUUUUGCAGUUAUGAAUUUCUUGUAUGCCCUGCACAACCUUUUAUUUCUAGGUUGAAUAUAAUGGGAGAAAUGUUCAAUAUUUAAAGUUUUUGUGGUUGUAUUUUGUUAUAAUGAACAUUAAUUUCUGAUUAAGGUUCAGAUUAACUAUGCAUAUGCUAGAUAAUAUAUAUCCUAUUUUUUUACUUUCUUAUUCUAUAUAUGUCAUACAUAAAACCUAUUUGUUUGAUACUGAAGUUAUAUUUUUUUCUAGUUAAAAUUUUCAGUGCCUUAAAUGUUAGUAGAUGUGAUGUCAGUUAUUAAUGGGAAAAUGUUUCUGUUCCUUAAAAUAUUGAAAAUAUUCUAAUUUGUGAUUUCUUAACAUGCAGCAAAAUUGUACUAUCAGAUCAACAAAAAAGAACAGUUUGAUAUGUGCUGUGGUUAUUACAUUUUUACUAUUUAGAGCUUCAUACUGUAAAAUCUAAACUUGUGAAUUGUCAUGGAAAUUGAAAGGCAGCAUAACAAGAGUAUAUACAAAGGAGUUAAGCACUUUAAUUUUUUUCUUUUGUUAAAUUUAGAAAAUGUAUUGAUGGAAAUUUUUAUAAAUAUAAUUCUAGUAAAAGUAUCAUCUAUUUUUAAGUAGGCAAAGAAAA
This is a messenger RNA of Stegodyphus dumicola, 2779 nucleotides long. Its product is annotated as ER degradation-enhancing alpha-mannosidase-like protein 2. Lineage: Eukaryota; Metazoa; Arthropoda; Arachnida; Araneae; Eresidae. Gene Ontology annotation, biological process: carbohydrate metabolic process; endoplasmic reticulum mannose trimming; mannose trimming involved in glycoprotein ERAD pathway. The record is from RefSeq and is a predicted model, not a curated record. Gene Ontology annotation, cellular component: endoplasmic reticulum; membrane. Gene Ontology annotation, molecular function: calcium ion binding; mannosyl-oligosaccharide 1,2-alpha-mannosidase activity.